AUGUUUAUUCCCCUUGGAUACUUUGCAAAGAAACGCUCCGAUGGUAUACUCAGAUUUCCAUCGUUGGUGAAGCAUCGCAUAGCUGCAGAUCCUCGAAAGCGAGCCAGACCCAGUGCGGAUGCGUUUUCUGGCCACGUCUCCCCUCCUUGGUGCGAUGAGAGCGAGCCUGGGGUCGCUGGUGUCAGACUUGCCGAUUUGUAG
This is a messenger RNA of Pyricularia pennisetigena, 201 nucleotides long. RefSeq lists its product as uncharacterized. The record is from RefSeq and is a predicted model, not a curated record. Bases 1 to 201 code for a protein of 66 amino acids. The transcript has 2 exons. NCBI's taxonomy places the organism in Eukaryota, Fungi, Ascomycota, Sordariomycetes, Magnaporthales, Pyriculariaceae.